AUGGAGGUGAAACUAACGAGAUUAUUUGGUUUUGAGGUGAUUUCUGACACCGUGGGUGAGAAAAGGCUCAAGGGUUUUGAAGAUGGGGAUCGCAGUGUAGAGUCAUUUGGUGAAGAAAACGGAAUUGGAAAGUCCUUGGAUAAAGCUUCAUAUGAAAUGGACAAAACUGCAAAAGAGAAAAUUUCAAGGCAUGAACUGGAGCAUAAGAAGUAUGAAUGUCAGUUUUGCCCGAAGGAAUUUAGGAACCCACAAGCAUUUGGGGGCCACCAGAAUGCCCGCAAGAAGGAGAGGCUAAAAAGGAGAAGAAUGCAGCUUCAAGAAAAGAGCAAUUCCUGUAACUUUUACCUUGAUCCUUCCCAAGCUCAAAACAAUCCUGUUUACCGUAAUUCUCUUCCAUGGUUUGAUGCUUCCUCUUCUUAUGUGCCGGACUUCAUGCUUAAUGGGGAGUCUUUUAUUAGCUUCAACCUCUCACAUCAGAGUCAAAGCCUUUGCUAUCAUACAUCCUAUGUGUCCAAUCUAUUGCAUGUCCUUCAAAUCUGCAAACAGGACACCUCUAACAGAUCAUUGUUGUCUGGCCUUCUCCUUCAUAUAUUUCCAAGGACUGCCAUUAGGGCUCCCAAAAACACUGAUACCUGA
This is a messenger RNA of Hevea brasiliensis (rubber tree), 636 nucleotides long. RefSeq names its product zinc finger protein 8-like. The coding region runs from base 1 to 636 and encodes 211 amino acids. The transcript has a single exon. Gene Ontology annotation, molecular function: DNA-binding transcription factor activity; transcription cis-regulatory region binding. Gene Ontology annotation, biological process: gibberellic acid mediated signaling pathway; trichome differentiation; cytokinin-activated signaling pathway. The record is from RefSeq and is a predicted model, not a curated record. Gene Ontology annotation, cellular component: nucleus. NCBI's taxonomy places the organism in Eukaryota, Viridiplantae, Streptophyta, Magnoliopsida, Malpighiales, Euphorbiaceae.